UUUUUUUUUAUCGAUAUCAAUAGUAGUUAUUUGCAGGGGUUAGAUUAUUUUAUUUUGGUUACUCGGACUCUCAAAAAAGAAUAUUUAAACGCGCCCUUUGAGACUUUUGAGAAAAAAAAAAAUUCUCUUCCUACUUACUGUUUACUUUAAGAAAUAAAAAAAAAACCUAAAGAUUUAACCGAUUGACUUUCUUUCUUAGAUAAAACCUAAAGUUUAUUUACUUAGAGUUACUCAAAAUGAAUACACCACAAAAUACAACUGAACAACAACACUUAAACGAUUUAGUUAAACUUGUUAAAUUGGCUCGUGAAGAUGUUGUGAACGAAGGAUGUAACGAUCAACAGAUUGCUUGUGAUAUUUUACUAUACCUGCAAUAUGCAUCAUACAAGUACAAGAACGGUUGGCAGAAUUUUAAUCUUUCAACAGUUACGCAAUUGUUCGAAGAAAAGAUGAAGAUGGAAUCCCUUAAUAAGAACAAUAUAAGACUUUCGGAGGAUUCUACACGAAUAGAUGCAGAUUCUUAUUUUGAUUUUCCUGAUUAUUCUUCUAACGAUGAAUCUACCGAGGUUCUUGAAACUAAUAUAAAUAUAAAUGAUUCUCCAGCGUUUGAGAAUUUACGCAAAUCAUCCGGUUCAUAUGCUUCAUCACAUAGUACCAUAGUUUCAAGUCAUAGAUCAAACGCGUCUAGUUUCCCAUCAACUUAUCCCCCCUUAACACAAGAUCUUUCUGGACCUCGUGAUAGUAUUACGAUGAAAGAAUUACAAAGAGAUCUUUCAAAUGAUAACAAUUCCUACCAGGAACUCGAUAGGUUAAAUAAUGAUCCUUCGAUUCCCUGUAAUUUAGAUUCAAAUUCUACUACAUUUCGUCCUGUAUUACAAAAUUCAUCGAAAUAUGGAUCAAGCAUUAUAGCAGCUUUUCUAGAGUCCGAUUGGCCAUCAGAAGAUGAGGAUGAAACACCUUUUUCUACUUUAAUCAAAGAACGGGGUCAAGCUUUGUAUGAAGAAAAAAGGCGACAAGCUGAGGCAAACGUAAGAAGUACAUGUGACCCAGGAACCGUAUCGCUUGUUCAAGUACGGAAAGCAUUUCCGAUAAAUGAAAAUAAUAUGUUAGAAUCAUCGAAAAAUGUCAGUAAAAAAAUAGUAAAAAAUAUCGGUAAAGGAAAAAAGUUGACAAAGGCGACAAACAAGAAGUCGAAAAAACAAACAAAUUCAAUAAUUCCACCAAUUACAACUUCAACUGAUUCGACCUCUGGAUUAAAUUCACUGUCAAACACGGUUUCUGGGUUACAAGUUAUUUCACCACGCACUAUAAUUUCAGGGUUGCCUUUUUCCGAGUUUGAUCAACAUAUAGAAGAACAAGAACGAUCACAAACCUCCGUAAAAGGAUCAAAGAGAAAAGUACGUGAUUGCGAUGAUGUUACAGAAAAUGUUGUACCUGGGGAUUUCGAUGUCGAUAAAAUGUUUGAAGAUUUCGAUCCGACAGCGCACUCGAUGACAGCGCACUCGAUUAACGUGACACCAGGAACGAUGUAUAAUCAACUUUUGGCUGAUAUCUCCCCAUCGAUAAGGAAUCGUUUCGCGGCUAACUCACCUGGGCAAGAAUUUGAUUAUUUAUGGGCUACAUAUAGCGCUUCUACCAAUAAACGAUAUCGAAAAAGCCCAAAAUUCAAAGAACAAACGAUAGAUUUCGAACCCAAAGUGGUAGAAGCUCGUAAUAACACGGAAGCAAUACCUUCUUCCUACCAGGCAUCAUUAGAUGCUUGGGCGGCAAGUAAUGCAGUUUCCACGCCGCACACUCCCAUUUUAAUAGAAGUACCUAGUACUCCACCACAUCAAAUUAGGACGGCAUCUGGCACAAGAACGCCAGGCUCUGCAUUUUCGCUGAGCGAAUUCCUUAACUUAUCACCAUCACCUAUGUAGACAAUUGCCAAGGUGGAGCGAUGAAAGAGUAUAUAUAUAUGUGUGUAAAAAAAAAAUUUUAAUAUAAAGUAAAAGAAGAUAGGUAGACAAAAAUUAUUAAUGUGUAAUUAAUUACAAAAUUAAUUAUAUGUAAUAUUGCAAAACAAAGUAGAUAAACAUAUUUGAUGGUAAAAAAUAUAAU
This is a messenger RNA of Rhizophagus irregularis DAOM 181602=DAOM 197198, 2100 nucleotides long. RefSeq lists its product as uncharacterized. NCBI's taxonomy places the organism in Eukaryota, Fungi, Glomeromycota, Glomeromycetes, Glomerales, Glomeraceae. The record is from RefSeq and is a predicted model, not a curated record.